UGAAGCACAACGCAAACCCCGCAUGUCCAAGUCCAGUCCAAGCCGUCGUUCCUCCCUCCCACCAAACCCCCAUAGCGUCCUCUGCUCGCAACCUUCAAUUCCGCGUCUCCGGCGGCUAUCCUGGCCGGGCCGAGGUCAGCCAGCGGCGGCCAACGACCGGGAUGCCGGGGCCGGGGGCGCACCUGCUGUACGCCCUGUCGGGCGGGGCGGCGCUCUCGCGGCUCGCGGCGGGGGGCGGCGGCGGCAGACGACGCUUCGGGCCGCACCACUGCGCCGUCUACGCCGCCAACGCCUUCCUCGGCCCGGACCUCGGUUCCUUCGCCGAGUGGCUCGCGUCCUUCCUCCCCUCCGCCUCCGCGGCCGCCGCGGGGGACCUCGCCAUGGCCGUCGUCCACCACCCCUUCUACUACCCGCUCCUCCUCGGCCUCCCGCUCGCCUACCUGUACGCGUGGCUCUCACGGUGGAUCCUCCGCGCUGGCCUCCUCGACGCGCCCGGCGGGGUAGCAUUAAGCAAGAGACAGUGCUUCUUGCUUAUCACGGCAGGCUCUCUCUCACACUUCUUCUUGGAUCACUUGUUUGAGGAGAAUGGCCAUUCUACAAUGUAUACUUGGAUACUAAGCACUGGUUGGUGGAAAGGCCGUGCUCCUAUCAAUCCAGAUGCAGUGUUUGCUGUUGGCCUUCUUUGCAUUUGCCUAAUCGGGGGAUUUCUGUACAUAAACAGAGUGAAGCAUGGAAGGUCAAUGACCGAAAAAUCAAAUCAAUCUUUCUUUCUCAUCCUGGUGAUAGCCACCCUAUACUGUAUGUGGUGUGCCAGUCAAAUAUAUCUGCGAAAUCCACCUCAACCAGCCAUAGGUGAAGAGGCUGAUCUUGGAGUGAUAAUCUUUCUUGCAAUUUACCUUUUUCUCCCUCAUGGUUUGUUUGUCUUAUCGAUGAACCAAAAAGAUUGUAGUGAAGCAUUGGAUGAAUUGCCACCUUGAUACUAUAUGUGAUAUGGUGGCGUGCUUUGUUCGUCAUUUUUCAGAUGAUUUGUUUGGUAGCAGCCUUCCCUCUGCUUCAUGUUGUAAUUAAAUUUAAAAACUAAUUGGCUGAUUGCCAGACAUCUCUGUAAUUCAAGGCUAGAAAUAUGUUUUCUUGAGGAAAUAAUGAGGUAGGAAAGUUCAGGACGAUGUUAGCAUUUGUAUAAUGAUAAUAAGUAUUAUCUAAUUUUUAAGCUGCUGUUGAUGAUACAG
Messenger RNA from Brachypodium distachyon (stiff brome), 1229 nucleotides. RefSeq lists its product as uncharacterized. Lineage: Eukaryota; Viridiplantae; Streptophyta; Magnoliopsida; Poales; Poaceae. Bases 162 to 977 code for a protein of 271 amino acids. The record is from RefSeq and is a predicted model, not a curated record. The transcript has 4 exons.